GUCUACUCUGGUUUCCAAGCAACCAGUAGAAGACGGCGACACUCGGAUUUACGGCAUCCAGUCAACCAAUCAGAAUGGGCGAUGGUAGAGCGUCCUGUUCAGCCAUGUUGUGGUUUUGAAUGAGGAAGAAGCGGGAGAUAAUAUUCUACAACGAGUUUAUAUGGUUUUUAAAGUCACGUUAGGGAUAUAGAAAUGAGUUAGGCUGGGACCCAAAAUGAUAACCGUUUCCCCGAACGCGUUGGUUGCGGCUUGUCGCCUUCCUGCUGGAAUCUAAACACACUUCCAUAGAUUAGCCGCGCCGUAGCAACGUUAGCUAGCGAGGCGGUUAGCAUAGUGUGCUAGCUAGGAAACUAGCUAAUUCCCAACUGAUUGGCUAACGGUUAGCUCGUUUCCUGGGGAUUCGUGAAAUGAUAAUGUUGAGGAGUGUUAGUGUUUGAACCUACCUUCACCGGAUGAAGCGCUUUGGCUUCGUUAGGUUUGACUGUACUGUCAGGUAGACUUGAAGGAGCUAACGCGAUUUAUCUUCACACCAGCGGCGUUAUCUCUGAAACUUUUGAGCCAUGUUGAAUAAAAUCUACGAAUGGAUAGAAACCAGCUUUGCCAAUCUUCGCAAUGGUGAGCCAGCUGUGGAGGACUCAGGUGAGCCCCGGACACCGGCAGAGGUCCCACUACGGAGGAAAAGACCAAUUGAAUGUUUGGAAGACGACCAUAACAUCGAACAAGAUGGCUCAGUCAUAAAGAAAUCACGAAUGGGAGAUCUUAUUGACACAGUCAAGAUCGCAGCUGAAGGGGUUAAGAGUCACAGCUCCAGUGUGGCGACAUGGAUGAGAAACAACGUGAGCCCUACCUUGAGCAAUAUACUGCCUGCCUUUCCCGGUCCUCCACCUGGAGAACCCGAGCCACAGCCCUCAACAUCAGCAGCAGCAGUCUGGGCUGGGAUGCCGAUUGUUGAAAGGAACUGUCUGGAUGAGACCUUCGCUGCUCCCUCGACAACUUUGGAGUGGAAAUCAUUCAAAUCGGAAUGGUUUCGCAAUGAGAAGAACAGUAUUGGAUCAAAAGUCUGUAGGCGACAAGUGUGCAUGAGUUCAACACAUCGUGAAAUGCCAAAAACAAAUGGGCAUUCAGUCAAUCUGCCGCCAUCCGUCACCCCAAAAUUGCAACCAUCUCCUCGGCUAGGCAGGCCCCUAAACCUCCGACCGUAUGGAACACCAAGUUUUAGUGGCGUGGCAAGCAGCUCCUGCACUAGCAUGUAUGAAAAGACAUUUCCCAUCAAAGUGGUGCAGAGCCCAACACACAGCUCCUCAUCCGGGCGCAUGCACAAUGCCAGGCCCCACUGCACAGCACAGCAGUCUGUUUGUGAAGAGGAGAAGGAGGUCUACAGGCAGCUUCUGACCAUGGUCUCUGGUGGUCAGUCAUCUUUCCUUCACAACGGCAGCUCACACGGCAUUGUGAGGUCACACAGAGAUUUCACCAGCUUCCUGACCACCAGCCGCAGACUGCUACAGUUCUCUUCCCCUACUAGGUCAGCAGCAGGGGGAACUUCAGAUGGACCCAGCAGCCCCCCCAGCCCCACAGGGAUAUCCAGCCAGAGCUCUAGCAACCUCCCCAGCCCAGUGCGGAAUUCCAAUAGGCCAGGGAUCCAGACAUGGUCUCUGGACACAGACCCCAGCUCCAGCAGAGCAGCUACUCUCACAGCAGCUCCCUCCCCAUCCACUCUUCAGGACAACUCUUCUCAGGACACUCAAUCAUCAGCUCAUGAUGGUGACUCUGUAAUUAUUAUAAAUGAGCAAAAGGGUAAAAAGCAAGACCGUUCAAGUGUGCCAUGUUUCCAAGCAGAGUUAUGGAUCAAAGAAUUGACUAGUAUGUAUGACUCUCGGGCGAGAGAAAGACGGAGACAGAUUGAAGAGCAGGAGGCCCUGGCUGCCCUGUUGCUGCGACAGCGCUUGUCUGACGAGUCGCAACUCAGCCCAGAUGUGGAGGUCCACGUUAGAGUUCCUUUGGAGAAGGAGGUUCCUUUGACUCUUGUGAUAGAAGAACCGAAACCUUUAGAAGAGAAACCCGAAUUCCCCGAACUCUCAGAGGAGAUGGAGGCUGAGGUGACCAGGGUGCUGAGAGGAGGUAAUCAUGAAGUUUUAAGUGAAGGUUUUGGUCUCAGCCUUACACGCAAAGACGUGCAGACCCUCAGCAACCUUAACUGGCUCAAUGAUGAGGUGAUCAACUUUUACAUGAACCUGCUGGUGGAGCGCAGCAAGGAACCCAGCCUGCCAUCAGUCAAUACGUUCAACACUUUUUUCUACCCCAAGCUGCGCAGCAAUGGCUACUCUGCUGUUCGCCGCUGGACCAAAAAGAUGGACAUCUUUUCAAAAGACAUCCUGCUGGUUCCUGUCCACUUGGGGGUGCACUGGUGCCUCUCUGUGGUGGAUUUCCGCAAAAAGGCUAUCAUGUACUUUGAUUCAAUGGGAGGAAACAAUGAUGAAGCCUGCAGAAUGUUGUUUGAAUACCUGAAACAGGAAAGUAAGGACAAGAAGGGCAAAGAACUGGAUACCUCAGGCUGGACUCUGCACAGCAAAAAGCGCAGUGAAAUCCCACAGCAGAUGAAUGGUAGCGACUGUGGAAUGUUCACAUGCAAAUAUGCAGAUUACAUUACCAAAGACAAGCCAAUCACAUUCACACAGAACCACAUGCCCUACUUCAGAAGACGGAUGGUUUGGGAGAUUCUAAACCAUAAGCUGUUGUGAAUUCGUGUAGUCGGCUCGCUAUGCUGGAAAUACAAGCCGUAACAAUGGCUGAACUACGCUCAACAGCAGGAUCUACUUACAGUAGUCUUGUUUAGGGAAAAGACUUGAACACCAGCUCUUCAGAUCAGGAACCAGCUCUGCUACUCUGCAUCCUCUGCUGCCGAUCAAGCUCUCAGCUGAUGUGAUGCUGCUGGAGCACCAAGCACUGCCUCCCAGUCCUCCUUUUUGGUGCACCCAUGGGGCAUCAGUUUAGCAGCUGACAUACUGCGUGUUUUGUAUUGCCUAGCCAGAACUGUUUUUGGAAUCACACUUGUACUGACUUACAAACCACACUCUGAGACAAUGUUCAGUUUGAUGCAGACAUACCAAGUUUACAUGUUUUUGUCUUACAGGGAGAUGAGCGCAUUAUGCUCCGUCUUUUUUAUACCGACAGUAAUACUACUUUUCAGUGUCGCUGUUGAUGUUUGAUACUCUUGGUACGUUCAAAGGAAAAUAAACUCACGACUAUGAAAACUGAAGUUUGAAAGGCUUCUAAUCUUAAAAAGUCUGUCUUAGUAUUUGGGCACAAAACUUUUGUCUUUUUUUUUUUUUACCCAUAAUACGAGCAGUUCACCUAAUGCAACUAUUUUUGUAAAUUGUUUGAUUGAAGCCCAAAGCUUCUUGAAGCAUUGCCUCGGAGUAUGGUUUAACAGAAAUAGAAAGUUUUACAUUGCCACAUACUUGCAAGUGUGAAAAACGGUCUUAGUUAUAUUCUAAAACAGCAGGGUUAAAAAAAAAUGUUAGUCUUGAUAAAAGAUUGUAAAUUAAGGUUCAAAGUCUAUUUUAUGUAUUUCAGAGUCUUUUGUUUUGCAGCAACUUUUGGGCAUAUUCAAUAUAUUUUGAACUUUGUACAUACUAAAAACAUAUACAGCCUCUUGAACAGUGUAAUAUACUUUUUUCUUAUGUUUUUUUUUUUAUCUAGAUUUAAGUCUGUUUUAGAAAUACAUUCUCAUGUUUUUUGACUGUUAUUUGUGUAUUACCUCAAAAUCAACUUGGUUUGAUAAACAUGAGAGAACCUGGAUGUGUAUUGGCUUAUUUGAAGUGCAUUAUCUGUUUUACAAGAUACAAAACCUGCAAAUGGUCCCUUGUGUAACAUAAAGCAAA
This is a messenger RNA of Anoplopoma fimbria (sablefish), 3881 nucleotides long. RefSeq names its product SUMO specific peptidase 1 (gene senp1). Gene Ontology annotation, cellular component: nucleus. The record is from RefSeq and is a predicted model, not a curated record. The coding region runs from base 561 to 2738 and encodes 725 amino acids. Gene Ontology annotation, molecular function: deSUMOylase activity. NCBI's taxonomy places the organism in Eukaryota, Metazoa, Chordata, Actinopteri, Perciformes, Anoplopomatidae. The transcript has 18 exons. Gene Ontology annotation, biological process: protein desumoylation.